Molecule: messenger RNA, 1319 nt
Organism: Rhinichthys klamathensis goyatoka
Lineage: Eukaryota; Metazoa; Chordata; Actinopteri; Cypriniformes; Leuciscidae
Gene: slc25a10b
Product: solute carrier family 25 member 10b
Exons: 11
Coding region: 348-1208 (286 amino acids)
Biological process (GO): thiosulfate transport; malate transmembrane transport; mitochondrial transport
Cellular component (GO): mitochondrial membrane
Molecular function (GO): thiosulfate transmembrane transporter activity; oxaloacetate transmembrane transporter activity; malate transmembrane transporter activity
Source: RefSeq, a predicted model, not a curated record
AGUCCAGCCCUCGUUCCCAAAUGAACACCUAACAUUCGGAUGGGUGUUUUUUUUUCUAUCUCUUUUUGUACGUUUGUAAUGUGUGUGUGCCAGUAGGAGGAUCUGGCGCACCGGGAGGCCGUUCCAGAUUCCUCGCGAGCAAUUGGCUGCUCGUGAACUUUGCGACGCUUUGUUUGUCCGCGCGCCCCGGUCACGCACGCCACGCACUCGGCAUGUCUCGAGCACAUCGGAAACAUCACCGUUCCGCUCUUGACCUCGCGGAAGAUUAGCGAGAUCAUCCACGCACGCAGCAACGCGCGUCGCUUGCAACCAGACCGAGAGAAGAGAAGCCAACGGGGACCGGAGAGAUGGCGGAGAAACGCAUGUCGCGCUGGUAUUUCGGUGGGAUCGCGUCGUGUGGAGCCGCUUGCUGCACGCACCCUCUGGACUUGAUCAAGGUGCACCUGCAGACGCAGCAGGAGGUGAGGAUGAGGAUGGUUGGCAUGGCGAUGCACGUGGUGAAGAGCGACGGUGUGCUGGCGCUCUACAACGGCCUCAGCGCGUCCCUCUGCAGACAGAUGUCGUAUUCCCUCACGCGGUUCGCCAUCUACGAGACGGUGCGAGACAUGAUGGGCAGCGGCAGUCAGGGACCCAUGCCCUUCUAUCAGAAAGUCCUGCUGGGCGCGUUUGGAGGAUUCACCGGCGGCUUCAUCGGGACUCCAGCAGACAUGGUUAACGUUCGGAUGCAGAACGAUGUGAAGCUUCCUGCAGAGCAGAGGAGAAACUAUAAACACGCGCUGGACGGCCUCUUCAGGGUCUGGCGGGAAGAGGGAACCAGGAGGCUGUUCUCAGGAGCCACUAUGGCGUCCAGUAGAGGAGCUCUCGUCACCGUCGGACAGCUGGCAUGUUAUGACCAGGCCAAGCAGCUGGUGUUGGGCACAGGACUCAUGGGAGACAACAUACUCACACACUUCCUGUCCAGCUUCAUCGCUGGAGGUUGUGCGACGUUCCUCUGUCAGCCGCUGGACGUCAUAAAGACGAGAUUAAUGAACUCUAAAGGAGAAUACAGAGGUGUGGCGCACUGCCUUUCUGAAACCGCCAAACUGGGACCACUCGCCUUCUAUAAGGGUUUAGUUCCGGCCGGGAUCCGCUUGAUUCCUCACACCGUCCUGACAUUCGUCUUUCUGGAGCAGCUGAAGAAGCACUUCGGCAUCCUUGUGAUCAGCUGAACUUUGACCUCUUGACCUCUCCCCUUUGGCCUCCUCUUGAAGCUGCGCUCACUGCUGUAUUAUUUCUGGACAAUCUCUCUCUUUCUCACACUACACAGUCAUAAUCAACGU